AUGCCUUCGCUCAACCGCGACGAUUUCCACCAGAAAUCCUUCAAAAUCAAGCCGGACGACGACAAAUUGUUCUCGAAGCUUCUCUUGCGCGAAUCCGCCAAAUCCUCCUUCCGCGUCUACUACGGUGACGCUCCCCGCGCCGUCCCCUUCGUCUGGGAGACCCGCCCGGGCACGCCGAAGCACAAUUCCGCCGGAAAUUACGAAAUUCCGCCGCUGACGCCGCCGCCGUCGUACUACACCGCCGGCGGGAGCAGAUCGUGCGGCGGCGGGUCGAGAUCGAAGCUCCUCAUCCACAGCUUUCUGCGGCGGAUGAAUCCGAAGCGAGCGGCGGCGGUUUCUCACUCCUCCUCCUCCUCUCUCUCCUCGAUCUCGUGGUCGUCGUCGUCGAACUCGUCCUUCUCAGAUCCGCUCUCGACGCCGGCGUAUGUGAGCAGGCGGCGGCGCUUCCACAGCUGGGGAUCGUCGUUCGACGAAAUUGCGGACGAUCGCCGCGGCGACGGAUUCCGAUCGUCGAGGAUGUGCUUCGGGAUCGGCGGCGGCGGCGGUCGAUCGGUGAAGAGAGCGUUGAUGUCGAUCGUCGGGCGUGGAUCCGACGCCUGA
Messenger RNA from Salvia hispanica, 600 nucleotides. RefSeq lists its product as uncharacterized. Lineage: Eukaryota; Viridiplantae; Streptophyta; Magnoliopsida; Lamiales; Lamiaceae. The record is from RefSeq and is a predicted model, not a curated record.